AUGUCAAAAAGGAGACGCAACGGAUCCCGCGGCCAGCAUGUUCAUGGUCAGAGGAAACGCAGACCUUCCACUGCUAAGACUCUCAGGGAACCAGCAAGCUUUGCUAAAGAUUCAGGCAAUGAUUCUGAAGUCCCCCAUGUGAAGGUGACUUUAGCCCAGGCUCGGCGUGGCACUCCUGCUCACCGACCUGUAAGGGUCUACGCUGAUGGGAUUUUUGACCUCUUCCACUCUGGUCAUGCUCGUGCCCUUAUGCAAGCCAAGAAUCUGUUUCCUAACACGUGGUUGAUCGUUGGAGUUUGCAGUGACAAGCUGACGCACAAGUGUAAAGGCUACACAGUAAUGACCGAAGCCGAGCGUUAUGAAGCUCUUAUACACUGCCGCUAUGUAGACGAAGUGGUCCGUGAUGCCCCAUGGACCAUCACGUCCGAGUUCCUGAAAAAACACAAGAUUGACUUUGUGGCCCAUGAUGAUAUCCCAUACACUUCUGCAGGAUCAGAUGAUGUGUAUAAACAUAUCAAAGCAGCAGGAAUGUUUGUAGCAACACAAAGGACAGAAGGCAUUUCUACCUCAGACCUCAUCACGCGCAUCGUCCGCAACUACGACAUCUAUGUGAGAAGAAACCUGCAAAGAGGCUACACAGCCCGAGAAUUGAACGUUGGCUUUAUCAAUGAGAAGAAGUAUCGUCUGCAGAACCAGGUGGAUAAAAUGAAAGAGAAGGUGAGAACAGUGGAAGAGAAGUCGAAACACUUAGUGCACCGUGUGGAAGAAAAAAGCCAUGACCUGAUACUGAAAUGGGAAGAGAAAUCGCGUGAGUUUAUAGGAAACUUCCUGGAGCUCUUUGGCCCUGAUGGACCAUGGCAUAUGAUCCAGGAGCAGAGCGGCCGUGUGCUCCAGGCUCUGUCUCCGUACCAGUCGCCUCGGACCUCGCCCAGCAGCAGUCCCACAAGAGGGCGCUCUCUCUCACCUCCAACCUUCUGA
Molecule: messenger RNA, 978 nt
Organism: Neoarius graeffei (lesser salmon catfish)
Lineage: Eukaryota; Metazoa; Chordata; Actinopteri; Siluriformes; Ariidae
Gene: pcyt1bb
Product: phosphate cytidylyltransferase 1B, choline b
Exons: 8
Coding region: 1-978 (325 amino acids)
Biological process (GO): CDP-choline pathway
Molecular function (GO): choline-phosphate cytidylyltransferase activity; phosphatidylcholine binding
Source: RefSeq, a predicted model, not a curated record